Molecule: messenger RNA, 3522 nt
Organism: Scatophagus argus
Lineage: Eukaryota; Metazoa; Chordata; Actinopteri; Scatophagidae
Product: cyclin-dependent kinase-like 5
Exons: 12
Coding region: 182-3406 (1074 amino acids)
Biological process (GO): protein phosphorylation; intracellular signal transduction
Cellular component (GO): cytoplasm; nucleus
Molecular function (GO): MAP kinase activity; ATP binding
Source: RefSeq, a predicted model, not a curated record
GCGUCACUAUGGCAACGUGUCGGGUGACAGCGGGUAACGGCUCGUAAACACACGUACGCGCACACGCACGAAACGUUCCUGCCGCCGCUUCACACGUCGGUAACGGAAACUCACCGAGUUAAGCGAUGAAGGAAUUUAAUCACAAGAGCCUCCAAUUAUUUGACAGUAGCAGACCUUUCUGAUGGAGCAUUACGAGUCUCUGGGUCUGGUCGGGGAGGGCAGCUACGGCACCGUGCUCAAGUGCCGUCACCGGGACUCGGGCCGCCUCGUCGCCAUCAAGAAGUUCAUGGACUCGGACGAUGACAAGACGGUGAAGAAGAUCGCCCUGAGGGAGAUCAAGCUGCUGAGGCAACUGCGUCAUGACAACCUGGUGAACCUUCUGGAUGUGUUUAAGCGUCGGCGCCGCUGGUAUCUGGUGUUUGAGUUUGUGGAGCGAACGCUUCUGGAUGAUUUGGAGCAAAACCCAACUGGACUGGACCUGAGCACCAGCCGGCUGUACCUGUACCAGGUGCUGAGGGCCGCAGCCUUCUGCCACCGGCACCACAUCAUCCACCGUGACAUCAAACCAGAGAACAUACUCAUCUCUCAGGGGGGCGUGGUUAAGCUGUGCGACUUUGGCUUUGCCCGGACCAUGAAGUCGCCCACAGAGGAGGGGGUCUACACAGACUACGUGGCCACUCGCUGGUACCGAGCCCCUGAACUGCUGGUGGGCAACACCAAGUACGGCAAAGCGGUAGAUGUGUGGGCUGUUGGCUGUCUGUUAAUGGAGAUGUUCACAGGUCAGCCUUUGUUUCCCGGAGAAUCCGACCUCGAUCAAAUUUACCUCAUCGUCAGGUGCUUCGGAAACCUAACAGCUCAUCACCAGGAGUUGUUCUACAGGAAUCCGGCCUUUUCUGGUGUCAGGUUGCCUGAAUGUUUUGUCACAGUCCCACUGGAGCAGCGCUUCCCCACAGUCACAGCCACCGCCAUGGACCUGGCACAGUGUUGUCUCCAGAUGGAUCCAGAGAGACGAGCUCAGUGUUCAGAACUGUUAGAGCAUCCUCUGUUCACACAGGAUUCUUUUCACACCAGGAUUUUGGAUGAGCUGGAUGCUAAGAUCCAAAAAGACCAAAGACAAAACUCUACUCUUCCGAAAAUAUUCAAAACCUCAAGACCAGAAAAGGAUGAAGAAGAUGUCAAGAACCAAAGAGUCAAAGACAAGAAACAAUCUGAAGACAUGGAUGAGAGAGUCAACAAGGAAAAAGAGAAGAGAGACAAACAGGGCGAAGGAGAAAAGAUACCAAAAACAAAAGGCAAGAAGCCUUCAAAGCAACCUAAAACCCUCUGGAAUACCACAGAACCUUUGACGUCCAGCAAACAAUUCAAAAUGUCAGGCGCCAAGAUUACCGAUAAUGCAGCAAAAACGACUGUGGCCAUGAGAAAUAAACCAGGAAAAACUGUUGGUGUGGAACUGAGAAAGGAACCAGAGAUUUCUAAUUCUGAUUCACUGGACGCUUGCAAGACUGCGAAAGACAGAGAUCCUACUGGUUUGCGUUCUAGUUGCUCAGAUGACACUGAGUCAAGUGUGACUGAGAAAACUCAGAUAGAGAUGUGGAGAUCUUCUAAAUCAGAGCCAAGUCAAGACUUUGGGACGAGCGGGAACAACUCAAACUCAACAGUGCCCAAAUUGUGUAAAAGCUCAACCACUGACCAUCCAAACGGAAAUUCAUCUCCAAAAGCUUCUUUGAACUCAACCAUUGAUCCCGCACACAGCAAGUUAACACAGAAAAUUUGCAUUACUGAAUACCCUGAAGAUGCUGCAAGAGCCGUGACAUCUGAGACACUGAACAUUGACCAAGAAGAAACAAGCUCGAUACUGAAAGUGUCUCAACCGUCCAUCAAUGACCACACUGAGGUCACCACUCCAACUAUCCCUUCUUUUGCCAAGCUGUGCCAGACAACUACUAUGUCAGAGCCUCCAACCGAUCAUUCAGACAUGGGAACGGAGCAAAAAAAGACCUCUGAACGCCCCAAAGUCUUACCCCUAAACCUCAAGCCCUAUAAGACUACCUCAAUCUCUGGCUCAAAAAUCACCAAGAACACCAUGUCAAAGACUCUUACCUCAGAUCAGUCCUCUACAGUUUUUAAAAAGGCCAUUCCUGCCCACAGCACCAAAACAUUACUUAAAGGAACCCUCCAAACUGGUUCAUCAAAACCCACAAGUGACGCCACAUGUGUGCCCAACAAACUUUGUGUGGGUCUCUCAACAGAUAGAGAACUCACAGAAGCAUGUCUUGCAACCAAAAGUGCAACCAAAAGUGAGCAGGACAGUUGUAACCACACGGAGGUAACCAACGCCUCAGAUGGACAUUUCAAAGGGAAUCCUGAACCUUCUGAUCCCUGCAGCAUCCAUCUGCAGACCGCUUCCAAGUCCAAGAUCAACACAGAAUCCCAAAGGACCUCAACCUCCGUAACUAGUGAAACCCCAAAUACCAACAUGUCAGUCGGGAUCACGAUCCCAAAAACUCUGAAAGCCUCAGUUAAAGAGAACAGAGAGGACUUAGUGCUUUCUGUGUCCAUCAGUGCAACAAGCACAUCUUUAGUUGAUCAUACAUCUUCAGUUUCUAGAAGCUCAAGCACUGAACAACAGAGCAACCACAGUGAAGCUGAACCAGUUAUGAAAUCCUUGAAACCAUCCCACUGCAAAUCUUUGACGGGAGAACCUAAAACAAAGCUCAGGUCUUCCAGCAUUGACGACAAAUCCGCCUCAACGAGUCAGAAAAACAGAUUUUCGACAGAGGCACGGAAAAAAAGAGGCAACCCGGAAAGAAAUAACAGAACCAGUGGAUCCACAACCGCAGAUUUGACUUCAUUCACCUCUACAGACCACAGCAUGGACACUGCAGACAUUAAUGAGUUUGAUUUCAGUUCACCCCAUUCUUCUCCACCUCCUCCACCUCCUCCCCCCUCCUCCACUCCUCUGCUCCUCCUUCCAACUUCCACAUCCCAUGUCCCCUUUUUCUCCGCGGUCAGUACCAACAGCCCAGUUCCCAGCGAUCCCCUUACCCUGGGAGCAGGUUUUCAUCCUGGGACCCACAGCCUCAGGUGUGCAGACAAGCCAAGGCAUCACGAUGGGAUUCGACUGGCCCAACGGAAUCUGUCCAAUCACAUCACAGGAUCCCUCGCUGCACAGCUGUCAGAGAAGAGUCUGACACGUGAGUGCUCCUUCCUGUCUGAUUGCUGUAACCAUGGCAACAGCGAUGGCGUCACAGCGGCCAAAAAGAAGCCGGAAAUCCAUUUGCCAGUUCUAAGAGGCCCGGUGCUGCUGGAGCUCAGAGGACGAGAAGGUAAACAGACUAAAGGCGCUUCCAGGGAAGGGAGGAAAGACAAACAGCAGCACAGACACAGCAGGACUGACUCACACUAAACAUAAUAAAAACCUCCUCCGGACACGGACUCGUUUACUUCAUUGUGGUCACUUUUGCACAGGUGUGCUUUUGACACGGCACAAGUCUGAACUGAGUGUCGUCAGAAUAACAGAAC